Molecule: messenger RNA, 2429 nt
Organism: Portunus trituberculatus (swimming crab)
Lineage: Eukaryota; Metazoa; Arthropoda; Malacostraca; Decapoda; Portunidae
Gene: GAA1
Product: glycosylphosphatidylinositol anchor attachment 1 protein-like
Exons: 13
Coding region: 138-2132 (664 amino acids)
Biological process (GO): attachment of GPI anchor to protein
Cellular component (GO): GPI-anchor transamidase complex; membrane
Source: RefSeq, a predicted model, not a curated record
UCGGUAAACGUAAACAAACCAACGAGUCACAAGAGGAGGAGGAGGAUCAUCAGCUGGGAGCGGUGUAUGGCGAAUCAAUUUUAUGAAUUUCUGAGCAUCUACUGGACCUCGCUGGUUAGGAAUUGUCACAAGUAGAGAUGGGGCUAUUGACGGACCCUGGCAUGGACCGCUCCCCACUGCCGGCCCUGCUGGAGAGACACCACCGGCCGCUGUGUGUGUGUCUGUACAUCUGUGGCUGUCUGUGGUUCCUGUCACUGGCCCAUAAUGCCCUGAACCAUGGUACUUAUUUCUCGGAGAACGCACUGUUGCCUGGCUUGGUUCAGGGUGACUUUCAGGGUGACUCGGAGGCACAACACUACUUACAGAGUCUACAGGAGGAAGCAGAGAGUCACCCAUCAUCUGUGCCUCACUCAUGGCUGGUGGGACAGUUCACCCAGCUGGGCCUGGAUACCUUCACCCACUCCUUCACCCUGCGGUACCCUAUGGGCCGAGGCAAGAACUUCACGGGCCGUAAUGUGUAUGCCAUCCUGAGGGCCUCUCGGGGUAGUGGCACUGAGGCGCUGGUGGUGACGGCACCGUACAGACCCCCUGCAGCACUGCUCCCCGGCACUGCACCUUCGAUUGCCCUCAUGCUGGCUAUGGCAAAGUUUUUCUCGAAGCAAGUCUACUGGGCCAAAGACAUAAUAUUCCUCAUCACCGAACAUGAACAGUUGGGAGCACAGGCAUGGCUGGAAGCUUACCACAACCCUCAGCCCCUCUCUUCUUCCCCAUCCUACUCAGCCUCCCCCAGCCUACCUCUGCUGCUUUCAGGGGACUUGGAGGGACGUGCAGGGGCUAUUCAAGCAGGCAUCAAUCUUGAGGUGCACAGUGCAGAAGUAACCCACCUUGAUGUCAAGCUGGAAGGUCUCAAUGGACAGCUGCCCAACCUGGACCUGGUCAACCUCAUCCACCGCCUGUGCCAGCGUGAGAAUGUGCCCCACACCUUCAAGAAUAGGGCUGACCAUCCACGACCUGAGAGCAUGGAGGGUUGGCAGCACCAGCUUACUACCUUGUUGUCCAUGGUGACCUCACAAGCAUCUGGUGUGCCCACUGGAAACCACGGCCUCUUCCACAGGUACGGUGUGGCAGCAGUGACUAUCUCUGGGUCAGGUCGUGAGGCUGGUGGGGGUGUGGGAGUGCCAAUUCGUGCCAGGUCAAUAAGCCUGCAACAGGUUGGCCGAGUGCUGGAGGGAGUCUGCAGGUCACUUAACAACCUGCUCGAGAAGUUUCACCAGUCCUUCUUCUUCUACCUGCUGCCUGCUACUAAUAGAUACAUCUCCAUUGGAGUGUAUAUGCCUCCCUUCGGCCUCAUUGCGGGUGGGGUGCUGGUGAAGGCUCUGGCGCUGUGGUACAAGACUAGCUGUGUUGAGGAGUCAAGCAAGGGCCGUCACAGCCUGCUGGAGUGGGCACCGUUAGUAGUUGGUAUACAUGCGACCUGCUUUCUCCUCAUGACCUGCCCUCCUACUUUGACCCGACUUGGCCUGGCCUUCGACCUGACCCCAGAAGACAGUGUGGGUCUGGGCCUGACUGCCUGCUGUGUGGCCCUCCUGCUGAUGGCUGGUGGGGUUGCUAGGUCAAUGAGAGAGACUGGCAUCUGGGAAGUCCUCAAGAUAUGUGUUCUACUUGAGUUGGGAGUGUUGCUGUUUGCUGGUGCUGUCUAUAACUUCUCCCUAGCUCUACUGGUGGCAGUUAUAUACACUCCAACUGCACUGCUGGCCUCUCCUUCUACUACCAGAAUGUCCCGUUUACUGAAGUCGCUGCUGCUUUUACUAGUGCAUCCUUUGUCGUUGCUGUUUGGCGCCGUCCUGUUCGACACAAACGCACACUUCCCCGAGGCAGGCCUGCUCCGUUUGCUGUGGCGAACAGUGACUGGAUCCAAACGGGCAUUGAUGUAUAGUGUUGUGGACUCCUUGGUGUAUUCUAACUGGGUGUUUGACGUGGGUGCUUUGUGUCUGUUGCCUCUCUGGUGUUUGCUGUGGCUCAUUGUGCAUCUGCGUGUGGAUGUUUGUGUGUCGCAGCAAGCAGGGGAGCAAACGUCACAGUCACAGCAGGGGCAGGGCACAGUUAGAGAGUGUAAGAGUAAGAGUGAGUGAUUUUUUGUAUGUGCGUUUUGUUGUGUUUGUUUUGUAUUUAUGUGUGUUUUUUAAGGUGGGUGAAUUUUUUUAUACUUUUUGUGCUUUUAUUAUUUUGUGUUUAUUUACUUAUUUAUUUAUUUUUUUUCAUAAUUUUUUUAUUUUAUUUAUUUAUCAUUUUUUUUUUAGGAGAGAGAGGUUGCUCUGUAUUUGUGUGUGUGUGUGUGUGUGUGUUUGUGGUACAAGAAAGUAUUAGUCACAAAUGUAAGAUUCCUAGUGUGACACACACACACACACACACACACACAAGAGAGAUAU